AGCAAAAUGGCCGAUCGUCAACCGACUGACUUCACAGCGCUUUGAAAUGUACAUUCUUCUGCACAUUAGGUUUACAUUAUAACAACGCUAGUACUUAUUUACAAAAAAGGAUUAAGCUUAUACGUAGUCUAGUUCACUAUCCGCCACUUACUUGAUGUAUCUGCUCAGGCGUGGCUGAUCUUGUAGCCGCGACGAAUGCCUCAAAAAGCUAAGAAAAAAAUCGCACUGAAGCACUUUAGCCAGCUAGCUAGCACGCUAGCUGAUCUUCAUAUGUGAUUCCUGUGAAAGGGAUAUCAGGACAGGAGGUCGUAGUUCAUGGAAGACAAGAAAAGGAAGAAAGACGACAAAAGGAAAAGGGAAACCUCUCAGAAGGUUGCAGAGCAAAAAAACAAAGUGUCAGACGUGAACAAGCCGGUGUCGUCGCAGCCUCCGGCCGCCCCGAGCAGCUCUGCCUCCCCCAGCCCUGGAUCCACCCCCUCGGCCUCGCCCUCCCCAGCUGCCCCGAGUCCUGGCAGCGCCACCGCCCCGGCCCAGGCCGCCAACAAUGCCAAGCGCCCGGUGGUGGCCAACGGACAGCCCCCCUCCUCUGCCGGUGCCCCUGGGCCCCCUGGGAACGCCGGGGCCGCAGCCCCGCAGCAGCAGCAGCGCUACAUGCCGCGAGAGGUGCCACCUCGAUUCCGCUGCCAACAGGACCACAAAGUGCUACUGAAGAGGGGCCAGCCGCCACUGUCCUCCAUGCUGCUGGGGGGAGGAGGAGGUGGAGGUGGAGGAGGAGGAGGAGGAGGAGGAGGAGGUGGUGGUGGUGGUGUGGGAGUUGGUGGUGGUGAAGGCCCCAAUGCAAACAUGGCUGCUGCUUCAGAUUCCAGUGCAGCUGCAGUGUCUCUGUCCCUCAACUCAUCAGUCGCUGCUUCAACUACUACUUCUAAUUAUGCAAAUUCUAUGUGGGGGACAGGCUCUGGAAGCCAGACCUCCGCUCAGGGCAGGGUGAUUGUGGACGGGAACAACCUGGAAGAGUGGCCCAGCAUCGCCAGCGGUGACGGCGGCGGCGGAGGCGGCGGCGGCGGGGGAUCCUCGGCCGGCCUGUCUGUCGGCGGCGGCGGCAACAACAACAACAACAACGGAAUGCUUGUGAAAAGCAGCAUCAGUGCCUCUGGUAGCCAGCCCCCACCCAGCUCCUCGUUCCCUUUGCCCAAUGAAUGUAUGCAGUCGUCCGGCGGUGUGGCGUGGGGGUCGGCUGCCCCCCAGGGUCCGCUGGGAGGAGGUGCUCCGGUGGCGGCUGGGGGGCCUCUGCUGCAACCGCCUUCCUCUCUUUCCAAAGCCCCCGCUGCACCAGGGAGCCAUGACGCCGCCGGCCCCCUAGAGGGCAGCAGUGGGAUUCCAGGUGCCAACUUCAACCCAAAUGCCAACCCUUCGGCCUGGCCUGCCUUGGUGCAGCAGGACGGCACCCCCGCCGCGGGGGAAGGGGGGCAGUCUUCCCUCAAUCACCCAGGUCCCAGUGGGUCUCUGUCUGCCAACAGCACCGCCCCCCUCGGCCCCGGGCUGGGGCCGGGCGGCGUGGUCGGGGUGCUGGGGGGUCACCCACCUUUAUCUGUGAAUCAAUCAAACGCCCAUCAGCACCAACUUCACCAAAUGCAAUCCAGAGACAGAGAGACGGGUGGGGGGGGGAAGUGGGAGGGUGGAUCAGUAGGACCAAAAAUGGCCGCCGGGGAGCGGGCGGGCGGUGUGGACUGUGAGGCGGGCGGGGCGGGGCUCGGCGGCAGGGGAGACCCCGGCCUCGCCUCCUCGUGGAGGGGCCAGCCUCCUUACCCCGCCGCCGUCUCCAAAACGGGUGCCUCAAGGACUGACGAGUGGGAGGGCGGCGGCGGAGGAGGAGGAGGAGGGGCCUUCGGGGCCGCCGACGGGGACAACGGCACCUCGGGGUGGGGGUUCCAGGGUUCCGCGAGCGGGGCCGGCGCGUGGGGCGCGGCCGGCAGCGGGGGGGAGAGCAGCAGCAGCAGCAGCAGCGUGCAAGCCUCUGCGGCAUCUCAGGGAGGGUGGGGCUCGAGUGGCGCCGCGGCCGGAGAGAGGGCGGUGGCGGCGGGCGGCGACUGGGGCGGCGGCGGGUGGCGGGCUCUGCUGCUGUGGGUCGGAGCCAAUCCAGGGGGGGAGGGGCAGGGCGGAGCCUGCGGCAGUAAUGGCAGCAGUAGCGGGAGCAGCGCCGGAGGGGCCCCGCCCCCCACCUCGGCCUGCUCCCCCACGGCGCCCGCCAUGAGCAGAGCUUGGGACAAUCAGAGGGGGGAGGCCGGCGAGACCGGGGACUGGGGAGGGGGCCAGGGGGGGCGGGGGGGGUCCUCGUCGAGUGGCGGGAAUUCCAGGAGCGGGAGUGGACCUCACGGCGGCCACUCGCGGGCCCACCGCCCGGCACCAAACGCUGAGGCUGCCUUACAGAACCUGCUCAGCCGCUCGGACCUGGACCCCCGGGUGCUGUCCAACACGGGCUGGGGCCAGACGCAGAUCCGGCAGAACACGUCCUGGGACCUCGACGCGGAGGGGAAACGGAGCAGCAGAAGCGGCUCCUCGUCCUCGUCGUCAUCCAAACACCAACAAUCCAGUAUAAGUUCUUCGUCGUCUUCUCAGUAUUCUGCUGGGCCGGGGGCCGUGGCCGCGGACUCGAUGGGCCCCGGGGUCAACCCGUCUGCGGGCUCCUCGGGGGAGGGCUGGGAGAGCAGCAACAGUAGCAGUAGCGGAGCCUCGGCGUCCGGGAGGGGGCAACCGCCCCCCCCAGGCCCACACAUGAGGAAUCCCGGCGUCUCACAAUCUAGCGCCAUGAGCGCGCCCAUGGGAGCGGGGGGGAUGGGGAGCAUGCAUAGCCAGCAGGGGAAGCCCACAGGCUGGGGGGGUGGUGGUGGCGGGAGAGGCAUGGGGGCCGGGGAAGGCCAAGGAGCCAAAGGUUGGGGAAAUGAGGAGUGGAGAGGCAAUAGAGGCGGCGGAGGUGGAGGAGGCGGAGGUGGAGGAGGUGGUGGUGGUGGUGGUUGGGGUGAUCAGGGUCAACAGGGUACCCCUGCCAGUGGAGGCUGGGGUGAGAGCCAGGAGGAGAAAGGCGGAGGCUGGAGGGAGAUGGGUAGGGACGGAGAAGGAGGAAGAGGCGGUGGCGGUGGCGGUGGGUGGGGUUCAGGGCAGAGGGGUGGGGGUGGUGGAGGAGGUGAGGAAUGGGGAGAGCCCAAAUCUAACAGUGGCGGUGGAGGCGGCGGCGGAUGGGGGGAGGAAAGGAAGGACAUUGGAGGAGGCGGCACUGGAGGAGGAGGAGGAGGAGGGGGAGGAGGGCGAGUAUCAGGAUCAGGCGGGGAUUCAGAUGUAGGAACAUGGGGGAGCUGGGACGAGGCUGGCCCCCGUAGAACCUGGGGGGGGGGUGGUGGAGGUGGAGGAGACGCGGGGCCCAACAAGCCCCACCAAAGCUGGAGUGGAGGGAACGUGGGAGGAAACAAAAUGCACCAGAUGCCAAACAGCCAGUCGGGCGCCAUCAAGGGCCCGGCGGCACCACUGCAACAGCAACAAUCACAGCCGCGCAAUCAGCAGCAGCAGCAGCCGCCGCCGCCGCAGCACGCUCUGGACCAGGGGGCUAUGCAAGGAGGCUGGGGGCGACAGCCUGCCUCCCAAGCCCAGAAUCAGAACCAAAGCUCAGGCUGGACCUCGGGGCCCAUGCCCAGUGGCCCCGCUGGAGGUGGAGAAAGAGGAGGAGGAGGAGGAGUUGGUGGAGGCUCGGAGCCCAGUGGCUGGGAGGAGCCUUCGCCGCAGUCCAUCAGCAGGAAGAACGAGAUCGACGACGGCACGUCAGCGUGGGGAGAUCCGACCAAUUACAAUUACAAGCCGGUCAACCUGUGGGAUAAGAACAGUGCACCUGCGGGCCAACCGCCGCCACCAGCGGCACACGGCACGGGGCCUGGCCCAGCUCAGGCCCAGCAGCAGCAACAACUUCAACAGCAGCAGCAGCAGCAGCAACAACAGCAACAACAACAACAACAACAACAUCAACAGCAGCAGCCACCGCAGCAGGGACCUCCAGUACAGCAGCAGCCCGCUAGACAAGCUGCAGCGCCGGCUGGGAAUAGGGACAUGAACCCUGGUCACGGGUCCGGGAAAGUUACAAAUAUCGGUCCGUCCGGCUGGGGGAGCACGUCACCCAACAGCCCCCCUGUGGACAACGGUACGGCUGCCUGGGGGAAGACCACAGAGGCCCCGGCUACCUGGGGUGACCCUGGGGAGACGGCAGCCAAGACUUCGGGCUGGGGAAACCCCUCUGCCAACCCCGUCAAACCUGGUGUAAAGUCUAUGCAAGAUGGAUGGGGGGAAGGAGAGAGCUCUGUGGCGGCCACCAGACACUCCAGUUGGGAGGAUGAGGAAGAUGGUGGACGUGGCGGCGGGGGUGGUGGUGGUGGUGGUGGUGGUGGUGGAGGAGGAGGUGGAGGGGGUAUGUGGGACAACACCGGCUCCCAGGGAAGCGGCUCCUCCUGGGGCCAGGGAAGCAACGGUGGCUGGGGCCAGGGUCACGCCCCCAAGAAACCCAGCAACAAGGGGCCAAUGAAGGGGCCAGGCGACUCCUGGAUGAACCCCAUCAACAGACAGUUCUCCAACAUGGGGUUGCUGGGGGAGGACCCCAGCGGCCGCAACAUGGACCUCGCCCCCGGGCCCGGCCCGGACAAGAAGAUGGAGGCGGAGAAGCGGGCCAUGGGCAUGAGCGACUACAACGGGGACAUGCGGAAAGGCGGGCGCGGAGGGCCCAUAUCCUACCGGUCGCCCGGCCCCAAGGACGUGGGGCCCUCAGAUCCCGGAUCCUACUACGACAAGGACGGUUACCUUGGGGACGAGGGUCAUGGCUCUCUAUACUCUCCGCCCACUGUCUUCAAGUCCCACCCCCUCUACAACCACACUAUCCCCCUUAGACAAGGCAGUCACAACAUGUUUGGCCUUGCCGGAGGGGGCGUGGCCCAGUCCAGGCACCAACCCAGCGUGCCGCCCAUUAACCCUUCCCCAGGGAUACGAGCGCAAGUGCCUCAUCAGUUCCUGUCACCACAGGUGCCAGGCUCUAUGCUGAAGCAAAUGCCGCCUCCCAGCGGGGUUGUAGGAGGUGUUUCGGGGGCCGGGGGAGGCGUGUUCCCCCCUCAGCUGUCCCCCCAGCAGAUUGCCAUGCUCAGCAGCAUCUACCCCCCCCACAUCCAGUUCCAGCUGGCCUACCAGCUCCUUCUCCAGCAGCAGCAGCAACAGCAGCAGCAGCAGCAGCAGCAGCAGACACCCCAGCAGCAGCUGCUCCAGAACCAGAGGAAGUUCCCCCAGAACGUCCGCCAGCAGGCCGACCCACAGCAGCUGGCCAGGAUCAUGGCCGUGCUCCGUCAGCAGCAGCAGCAGCAACAAGUCGGGGUUCUUGGGGGUGGCUCCAAGCUGUCCCCCUCCCACCUCGGCGUGGGAGUGGGCGGCCCUAAGCUCCCUGGCGUGGAGUCUCUGGGCCACGGCGGGCUGGGUGGCUCGGUGGCCGACAUGCACCCCAAGACCCACGGGGGCUACUCUGGGUUUGGCUCUGGGGUCAACCUGUCUGGCCUGGACAUAGGGGGCUCUGGGAUGGGCGGACACGGGGGGAUGAAGGACAUGGGGGGCCAGCAGUCUCGCUUCAAGUGGAUGAUGGAGGGCCACUCGCCGCCCGACUCGGUCACUCCCGAGAGCAUGCUCCACAAAAAUGGUCCUGUUACCCCUAUGAAGAUGCCCGGGGUUUCCCCUUACUCCCAGUACGACAUGAGCGGAGACCCCCUAGGGGACAACUGGCAUCGUACCCCUGGCAACAAGAUGGCAUCCAAGCCUGCCUCCACCACCAGCUGGCCUCCAGAGUUCCAGCCCGGCGUACCCUGGAAGGGAAUCGACCGGGUUGACCCUGAGUCUGACCCCUACAUGACCCCGGGGAGCAUGAUGGGCAACGCCAGCUCCCCGAACCUCAACGACUCGGACCACCAGUUGCUACAAGAUAAUGCAGAUUCUACCCCUUCCCUGAACACCUUGCUGCCUUCACCUGGUGCCUGGCCUUACAGUGCCUCAGACAGCCCCCUCAACAACGCACAUAAUUCAGUAAAGUACACAGAUUACAAGGCCAGCUGGCCCCCAGAGCCCAUUGGACACAACAAACCCUGGAAAGCUGGGAGCCGCAGCAGCCAGCUCAACCAGAACCAGCUGUCCCGCCCACCACCUGGCCUAGCCAGUCAGAAGCAGCCGAUGCCUUCGCCCUGGUCUGGGGGAGCCCCGCGGUUGUCUGCCAGGGGUUGGAGCUCGGGCAGCAGCGCGUCCACAUGGAGUGACGGCAGUGCACGAGGAAGCUGCUGGUUGGUGCUCAGUAAUCUCACGCCACAGAUCGACGGCUCCACCCUGAGGACCAUCUGCAUGCAGCACGGCCCCCUGCUGACCUUUCACCUGGGCUUGACCCACGGCACGGCCCUGAUCCGCUACAGCUCCAAACAGGAAGCGGCCAAGGCCCAGAGCGCGCUCCACAUGUGUGUCCUGGGCAACACCACCAUCCUGGCGGAGUUUGUGAGCGAGGAGGAGGUGGCCCGCUACAUUGCACAUUCCCAGGCAGGAGGAGGAGGAGGAGGCGGCAGCGGAGGGGGAGGAGCGGUCGGCUCCUCCGGCUCGGGCCCCAUCGGGUCUUCCUCCAUGGGGGGCAGCAGUAACGGCGAGAGAGGCGGAGGAUUAGAAGGAGGAUCUGCCCCGGGCGGAGGCUCGGGAGGCGGGAACGGAGGCCCCGGGGCCCCUGGCUCCGGGUGGCAGAGCCUCGACGGUACAGGCAGCUCACAAGACCCACCGGCCCCCCAGGGGCCCGGCCUGGGCAUGUUCGCGCCCUGGAGCACCAACGGGACGGUGGUGGGCGGCGGCGGCGGCAUGGAGAGCGGGCGGCAGGGUCUCUGGGGGGGCAUGGGCGGGUCGGGGUACUCCAGUGGCAGCCUGUGGGCCUCCUCGGCCAUGGACGACCGGCACCAGAUGGGGAGCCCGGCCGCACUGCUGCCAGGGGACCUGCUAGGGGGAGGCGGUGACUGAUACACUCACACACGUAUACACAAACAUGGUGUAAACCCUUGGUGUAACUUAAAGGUUUGUGAAUUUGUAAUUUAUUCACAUGAAUGGAUAACAUUGAAUUCCAACUACACUGGCCACUGAUGUUCAGAUACACUGUCUCUAUCGCACACAAAAACAAACACACACAUACACACACACACACACACACUUAUGUACACACACACACAAACGUUUAUGCACAAGUUAAUUUCCACAUACAUCUAUCCGCUUUACCUUUAAAAUGAAGACGUCAAACUAUCAAAACUUGAAGCUGAAAAUGGUAUAUAUAUCUAUAUAAAAAAAAAGGUCCUUCCAUACGGGCGGGAGAGAGACGACUGGAUAGCGCUUCUCUCCUACAUGCCGCUGCCGCCAUCUCCAUCCAGAGAGAGAGAGAGAGAGAGAGAGCCCACCACUCAGGCAUGUGCUCCACGGAACGACUCCAGCCACGAGUCGCCUGUGAACAAGUUCAGCUCGAGCUGUUUUUAGUGUGCCACAAAAUGUUUUGUAUUACUAUUUAAUGGUUGAAUCUCCACAACAGGAAAAAAAAAAAAUGAUUACACAACUUGCGGACUGAGCCUUCGUAGAUCUGGGUUUUUGGCGUGCCUGCGAGUUUUCUUCCCUAGCCCCUGCCCCCUGCCCUGCCCCGCCCCACCCCGCAUCCCUACCCCCGAGUUUUUAAGCCUGAGGGCUAGAAAGAAAAAGGAAUAAAAAGGAGGUAGGGGUGGGGACCAGAGUUUGGGGGUGGCGGGUGGGGUCUCAUAGGAACAUCGGCAGUACGCGACAGUGGCUGCGGCUUCCCCCACCCCCAUCCCCCUUAACCAAUGCUGCAGCAGCAUUUAUGCUAGGUACACACAUACACACAUCUACCUUGGUUGAGAUGGAUGGCAUCGCCAUGGCACCCAGGGUACAAAAACAAACAAAAAAAACAUUAGCCAAACUUGCACUGUUGAUGGCUCUGGGUACCGCGGGGACCCGUCGUGUGGAACUCCUUCCAUUUGUUGUUGUUUGGUGUUUCUUUUGUUGUUUUAAAUGGACCCAGAACUACACACAGCGACAUCGCUACUACUCAGACCUUUCCAGUGGGAGGUGAUUUAAAAUCAACAGAGGCCUUGGUCAAUGUCCCAGAACCCUUCCAACCCUAGUACCCGCAUCCCCCCCACCCUCCCCUCCCCGACUAUGAGAUGAACCGUGUCAGGUCAUUUGCAUUCUCACCAGUAACACUGCUCUUAAAAAAAAAAGAAAAAAAAAAAGUUGACAAGCUUAAUUUUUAUUUCCUGCUAAGCGUGUUGUCCAUUUGUUUAUCGUUUUAAGACGUAAAAUAACAUUGUGGAAUCCGAACCCCCCCCCCCUCCUCCUCCCCACACCCUUUACCUAUCCCCCACUUUUUCUUUGUCCCCCCCCCCCCCUCUUAAAACACUGACCUCAUAGGGUUACGUCGCCACCUAGUCUGUCACGUGAAGCGCCGUAACAUUGGCACUACUUCAUGUCACUUAAUUUGUUCUGUUUUUUAGCAGUUUAUUUUUUGUUUUUUGUCAAGGUUAUGUUCUGUUUUCUUUUGGUGUCCAAAUGCAAUAAAGAAUGUGUUUGAUUUAUUAUUUCAUUUUUUGUCUUCAUUAAGAAGCAACCAAUUUGAAGGCAUUUGUACGGAGAUGCCCGGAUGCGUACCCACACCGAGCUGAGCUGGAAAAAGGUGUUUUAUAGACACGUUUAAGACGUUACCUUAUGUUUUGUUAUUUUCUUUGUUUUUAUUUUAUGUAUCAAUUUAAAUUAAGUCUGUCUUUGUUAUCACUCCUGUUGAGGAUCUUUUUGUUUAUCUCAGAUGUUACAAAAAGGAAAGGAAAUUAUUUAAAGCAGAAAAGAACAAGAUAAUAAAGGUUGAAUUCAA
Messenger RNA from Gadus morhua (Atlantic cod), 8953 nucleotides. It is a transcript of the gene tnrc6ba, whose product is annotated as trinucleotide repeat containing adaptor 6Ba. The record is from RefSeq and is a predicted model, not a curated record. Lineage: Eukaryota; Metazoa; Chordata; Actinopteri; Gadiformes; Gadidae. Gene Ontology annotation, molecular function: nucleic acid binding. Gene Ontology annotation, biological process: miRNA-mediated post-transcriptional gene silencing; positive regulation of nuclear-transcribed mRNA poly(A) tail shortening. Gene Ontology annotation, cellular component: P-body; nucleoplasm.